Closterium sp. NIES-65 is the source of this 2403-nucleotide messenger RNA. NCBI's taxonomy places the organism in Eukaryota, Viridiplantae, Streptophyta, Zygnematophyceae, Desmidiales, Closteriaceae. The record is from the annotation of a GenBank genome assembly.
AUGCAGAGCGCGAAGCACAGAGUGACUCACCGCAGCGACGCCGCGGAAGGCCAGGGCGACGAGGCCGUUCUCUUGCCCGCGCUCGCACCCUUUAAUACCGGCAGCAAGCUCACCGAUUCCCCAGCCCCCAGCAGCCCGCAACUCAAGGCCGCGCGCUCCGCUAAUCGCCCGAAAAUCGCCGCUUGCCUCUCCCUCGCCUGGGCCAUUCUCGCCACCAUAGUCGCUGCGGUCUCGAUCUCGUUACACGUGGCGGAGCCUCCGCCGUGGAUCUUGGUUGCCUUGCAGUUGACGCCGUCGGAUCCCGGAUCGACGGCUGACGUGCGGAAUUGUAGCGACUGGAUCUCGAAGCCAGCGGCAACGGUCGGUGCUGAAGACCCGUGGGAAGCAACCAAGUGGAUACCGCGCAUGUCGCCAUGUCCAGUAGCGGGGCUGCCUAUAGAGGAGCUGGACGAGCACCUCAACUUCCGCCGCGGGUACUCGCUGGGCUUCGUGGACGACGCGGAGGACAAGACACACAUCCUGCCCGUGCUGCGAGCUGUGCUGGACCCUGCCAUGCACGCCAGGAAGCGACGCGUCCUGAUAGACCUGGGGGGGCGGUUCUUCAACUCGAGCGUCACGUGGUUCCUGCAGUCGUACCCGCUCGACUUCACAGAAAUUCAUGCCGUGGAGGUGCGACAGGGCGUCUUUCAAGUGCCCGCGCCCAGCCAUAAGACCAUACGCGCCAACAUGAGUUAUCGCAGUCGCCUGCGCCCGCUCCACACAGGCCCGGCGGACUUCCCUCCCUGGCUGCUCGCCCGAGUGCACUCCCACCGCUUCAUGGCCUCGGCUAUUGACAACGCUGGGAAGAACAUAGUGAACGUGACGCGAUGGCUGCUGGAGGAGCUGCAGGUGACGCCAGAGGAUACGGUGGUGGUGAAGAUGGAUAUAGAGGGGUCCGAGUGGGCCAUCUUCCAAGGGAGGAGGAGUAGGUGCGUGGCGCGUGUGAGGCACAGGGCAGAGGCGCACACCAGAGGUGCAGCUGACGCCAGAGGACACGGUGGUGGUGGAGAUGGAUAUAGAGGGGUCCGAGUGGGACAUCUUCCAAGGUGGGAGGGUGGGGCGAGCAGUGUGGGAUGGGGCGAGCAGUGUGGGAUGGGGCGAGCAGUGUGGGCUGGGGCGAGCAGUGUGGGAUGGGGCGAGCAGUGUGGGAUGGGGCGAGCAGUGUGGGAUGGGGCGAGCAGUGUGGGAUGGGGCGAGCAGUGUGGGAUGAGGCGAGCAGUGUGGGAUGGGGCGAGCAGUGUGGGAUGGGGCGAGCAGUGUGGGAUGGGGCGAGCAGUGUGGGAUGGGGCGAGCAGUGUGGGAUGGGGCAGCCUGGGUGGAGUGUGGGAUGGGGCAGCCUGGCUGGAGUGUGGGAUGGGGCAGCCUGGCUGGAGUGUGGGAUGGGGCAGCCUGGCUGGAGUGUGGGAUGGGGCAGCCUGGGUGGAGUGUGGGGUGGGGCAGCCUGGGUGGAGUGUGGGGUGGGGCAGCCUGGGUGGAGUGUGGGGUGGGGCAGCCUGGCUGGAGUGUGGGAUGGGGCAGCCUGGCUGGAGUGUGGGAUGGGGCAGCCUGGCUGGAGUGUGGGAUGGGGCAGCCUGGGUGGAGUGUGGGAUGGGGCAGCCUGGGUGGAGUGUUUGUCGAGCCUGGUUAGAGUCCCCUCUCAUGGCACAAGUGAUAGACGAGCUAUUGGUGGAGCCUGGCUUGCUGGAGUCUCCUUUCAUGCCACGGGUGAUAGACAAGCUGUUCGUGAAGGCGCACGGCAACCACCCCUUUACAGCCAACCACCCUCUGUCGCCCUCUCUGUUCCUCUGCCACCCCCCCGUCUCUUUUUGCUAUGUGCAGCGUGGCUGGAUUCCCCCCUCAUGGCACGCACGAGUAAUCGAUGAGGCACUCAUGAAGCGUGUCUGGAGUCCCCCCUCAUGGCACGCACGAGUAAUCAAUGAGCUGUUUGUCGAGGUGCAUUACAAUCACCACCCCUCCAUGCCCAAUCAUCCUCCCCUCCCCGUUUCCCCUCCUCACCCACUGUUGUACUCUCUCCUUGUGUUGCGUACAGCCUGGUUGGACUCACCUCUCAUGCCACGGGUGAUAGACGAGCUAUUCGUGGAGGUGCAUUACAACCACCCCUCCAUGCACUUCUUCUCCCUCAUUUCCCUCUCCAUUUCCUUGCCCUCACCACCCCUGUCUCUGUGUGUGUGGGGUGCAGCCUGGUUGGACUCACCUCUCAUGCCACGGGUGAUAGACGAGAUAUUCGUGGAGGUGCAUUACAACCACCCCUCCAUGCACUUCUUCACGUGGACGCCGCGCAACUUCCCGCACUCGAGGCAGCAAGCAGGCCAGCUGCUCAACGCCAUGCGCAGUGCAGGGUACUAUGUGCAUGCCUGGCCUUGA